Molecule: messenger RNA, 1004 nt
Organism: Juglans microcarpa x Juglans regia
Lineage: Eukaryota; Viridiplantae; Streptophyta; Magnoliopsida; Fagales; Juglandaceae
Product: multiple organellar RNA editing factor 9, chloroplastic-like
Biological process (GO): cytidine to uridine editing; chloroplast RNA modification
Cellular component (GO): chloroplast
Source: RefSeq, a predicted model, not a curated record
CCUCCGAAACCCCAAAAAUCUUAUUACCAUUUCUCAGGAGAGAAUAGUGUGCCCCAAAACCUUCUUUUCAAUGGCGACUUUUACCCUCUCUCUCCUUCCUAAGACCCUAACCCCUCUUUCUCUGCCCAAAACCUCCAGUUCCACUUCGACUUCCACUCCCACCCCGCUGUCUCGUGUCCACUUCGGUUACCCUAGCCCGCUCUUGAACCUCUCCACAAAAUCUCGGCCGUCUUCAAGCAGAGCAGCAGCAGUUGGUGGGGACUACUCGGCCAAGAGAAGCAGUGGUAGUAGCAGCAGCGAGCCCAGGGAGACCAUCAUGCUCCCCGGAUGCGAUUACAAUCAUUGGCUGAUUGUGAUGGAGUUCCCCAAGGACCCUGCGCCCACUAGGGAGCAGAUGAUUGAUACUUACCUCAAUACCCUCGCCACUGUCUUGGGCAGCAUGGAAGAAGCAAAGAAGAAUAUGUAUGCUUUCAGUACCACCACCUACACUGGAUUCCAGUGCACAGUUGAUGAAGAAACAUCUGAGAAAUUCAAGGGAUUGCCUGGGGUGCUCUGGGUGUUGCCAGAUUCAUACAUAGACGUCAAAAAUAAAGACUAUGGAGGGGAUAAGUAUAUCAAUGGAGAGAUAAUUCCCUGCAAAUACCCUACUUAUCAACCAAAACGUAGCGGAUCAAAAUAUGAAAGUAGAAGGUACGAAAGGAAGAGGGGGCCCCCUCCUGAAAGAAGAAGACCCAGACAAGAGGUGUCUACUUCUGAUUCAGCCUCUGGAUGAGGUACUGGGAUUUUGUGUCAUACUAUGUCUUUUUUUUUAGAUUUAUUCCAGACUUUAGAUUUCUUACUGCUGGAUGAGCUAUCAGAAUUUCAUUCUCCAUAAAAGAUUUACCUGUAGGAGUAUAUUUUUGUACUUGAUUUUGAGUUCUCCCCACACGUGAUCAAUCUUAUUGCGUCGAACUGGAUUAGUUUAUCUUUUUUAACUGUUAAUUUAAAGAUUCCUUUCAUGAUUA